UGCAAAAAUUCAACCUUUUUACCAUGUCUGUGAAGCUUCAAUUUAUAUAUUAAGGUAUUAUGAUGAGAAUGAUGAUGAUGAUGAUAAUAAUAAUGUUUCAGUUAGAUUAAUACCUUUUUAUACAUGUCACGGGCCAAUCCAGAAUCUAAAAUCAGUGUCAGAACACCGAGGAAAGAAAAGGACCGCCGUUGAAGAAAAAGAAAAGGAACUCGCUAGGCCUUCACAACAAAGGCGAUUCAGUUAUACUAUAACACAUGGGAAAGGGCUUGCAGCACCAAGAUCCUAGUAUCAGUCCGGAAAAUACUCCAGGAUGCAUGUGGGGGAUACUUCACAAUUUGAAUCACAACCGACACAGGAAACGCCUCCCACACAAGAGGCACGGUGGUGGAAAGCGAGUUGCAGUUGUUGAAGAUCUAGGGGAUAAUGCAGCUUCUACUGACUCGGCUGAUAUCCAAGAAAGAAUAGAAGGCAAGGCUGAGAAUCCACAGACUCUGAAGAAAACUAUAGAACCUGCUCAAGCGUCCAAAAGUUCAAUGUUAUCUCGAAUAAGAUCUUUGAUUACUCAUGAAGAGACAUCUAAAAGAAAGGGUAGGCACCGCAGAAGUUCAUCCUGUCCUAUACAGCUCGAACGAACUAAUUCUAUUCAUCAUCUUGCUGAUCUACAAUCUUCUUAUCAAAUUCCCUUAAAUGACAAGUCUUUGGAGCAUCCUAAUUACAAGGUUGUUAGUCUAUUAGAACCUCCCCCAAAACAGAUAUGCGAGCGUACUGAAAAUGGAUUAAUCCAAGAGCCCGUAAAAUUAGAUAACAUGAAAAAGGACUCAUAUUCACUGAAUCAGCAAAAUUGUAGUACUCAGGCAUCAAAGUUAAUGCUUGGCUUUAUCAAGACGGUUUCAUUUCCUUCGCGUGGCUCAGGGGGACGAAAAUUAAAUAGGGCAAGGAAUUAUAAGAAGAAUCUGGACUAUGGGUACUAUGCAAAAGAGGAAAAUGAGUCACAAGUUGAUUCUGCUGAACAGUUGAAUAGCCAUUCAGUAACAUCAACAGAUUUGAGUAGCGAUGAUGAUGUUGGAAAACAUAUGUUGGGAAGAGCUCAAUCAUUUGAUAAUGCAGUAAAGAAACACCGUGAGAGUAAACUCAUCCUCAAUCGUUUUAAGAAUCUAAAGCAAAAAAUAAGGCAUGCACUCGAAGAGAGUAGAAAAGAGAGGCGUCGAAUUAUCAUGGAUGCUGUCCUUCAUAAGGUUCCACAUGGUCAUAGAUCAUCAAAGGAUAUCGAGGAGCAAAGUGCUAACGGGCGUGUGAAAUACUUUCCGGGAAAUACUUUUGCUCAUUGCAAUUCUCCAUUUACCAAGAGUGAAAUGAAAUCCUUUAGGAGAACAUCAUCUGUUAAUGAAUCACUGGACAGAUACAAUCGGUUACUUGACUCCUGCUUCUAUAGGGAAGAAAAAAAUCACGUUUCUGAUCGGUUGAGCUUUAGAGCAUCUAGAUCACCUUCACCGGCUAGAAAUAGCCCGAUAGGCCUGGAGAGGAUUCUCUCUAUGCCUGAUCUCAGGUAUUACUCUUCUUUCAAACUUGAGGACUCUCCCGAACCUGGCUGCUCGUAUACAUUAGACAGAGCUCCAUCGAGCAACAACUUAUAUGUCGGAAUUUCCAAAUCCAAUGAACAGAAGUCCCUGGAUAUCCAGACUGAAGAAGGUUACAAUUCAGACUCCAAGGGUACAAUUUUUCUUGAUGUCAACGAGACUCUUGAUGAUUUUGGUAGCUUAAAAAUUGGCGAUAACUCUUCCUCCGUUGAAAACAUUAUUGAGGGAACCUCAUCUGUUAUUUCAGAAUUAGAUAAACCAAUUCCUAUUCUUCUGUCUGAUAGGAGCUUUCAGAAUGCUACUUCUGGUGCAGAUGGGCUCUCAGCAGAUAAAGGUGCAGAAGAAGCUGCAGUUAGUACCGACAGAAAAGGAUUGUCAUCCAGUGAUCUAAACAGGAUUUUGCAAAUUCAGGUGGAUAAAAUAUAUAAAGCUGAAUUCGAUUAUGUUAAAGAUGUACUAGAAGUAUCUGGAUUCAGCGUAAAUAAGUUUCUAGGGAAAUGGCAUUCUACUGACCAACCAGUGAACCCUUCAGUAUUUGAGGAAGUGGAAGGAUAUUGUUUACUUGAUCAAGAGGGCAGUGGUACUUGUGAUCAACUACUUUUGUUUGAUUUAAUCAAUGAGGUCUUGUUACAAAUUUAUGAGAGAUCAUGUUCCUACUGGCCAAAGGCGUUAACCUGUCAUUCUCAUAUCCAUACAAUGCCUGUUGGCUACCAUGUUAUUGGCGAGGUCUGGACAGAUAUAAACUCGUGUUUCGAAUCUGAAAUGAAGAAUGAUCAACCGAUUGACGAUGCUGUGAGCCGCGAUCUAGCAAAAGACGAAACUUGGAUGAACCUUCAAUUUGAUGCUGUUUGUCUUGGACUGGAGCUGGAGGAUCUCAUAUUGGAUGAUCUUUUAGAAGAGCUGAUUUUCAUUUGAUGUUCAGGUUAUUCAGCUUCCUUGAAUUGCCUGACAUAUUUGGUCCAACACAUAACAUACAGAUGCAGAUCUAGGGGGGGUUCAGUGGUUCAAUUGAAUAAUUGAAUAUACAUGAGGCAUACAUAGCUUUUACUUGACACAUUUGGUCCAACACAUAUACUUGAGGCGGAUCUGGGGCGGGUUCAGUGGUUCGGUUGAACUCAUUGCUUAAUGUUUACAUAUGGUAUACAUAGCUUUUGCUUGACACAUUUGGUCCAACACAUAUACGUACAGAGGCGGAUCUAAGGCUGGUUCAGUGGUUCAAUUGAACUCUUUGCUUUUGACUCGAGCUAUGCGUAUGCAUAUAGUAUACAUAGCUCUUGCUAGACACAUUUGGUCCAACACCUAUAUGUACAGUGGCAGAUCUAGGGUGGGUUCAGUAGUUUAGUUGAACUCUUUGAGGGUUCAGUGGUUCAGUUGAACUCUUUGAUUUGACUCCAACUAUGUAUGUACAUAUGGUAUACAUGGCUUUUGCUUGAGACAUUUGGUCCAACAUAUAGACAUACAGAGGCGGUUUGGGUUUUGGGGGGGGGGGGGGGGUUAGUGGUUCAAUUGAACUCAUUGCUUUUGAAUCAAGCAGUGUAUACAUAUGCAAAAAGAAUUUGGAACAUGUACAUAUAAUAAGAUCACAAUAGUCCCGAGCCACUUGCUCUAGCUACUGGAUUAGCCUCUGUAUGCAUAGCAUUUUGUUCGGUAUGUAAAUUGUUUUGUCAAGUGAUCUAGAAAGUAUAAAAAAGAAUCUUGAGCACAUAUUUGUUCACAAAAUUUUGAGACUCUACAGAUUUUGGUAGAAUGUUGUUGAUAUUUUUUUUAUACAAUAAGUGGGAGUUGUAAAAAGCAAUUUUUA
Molecule: messenger RNA, 3378 nt
Organism: Lycium ferocissimum
Lineage: Eukaryota; Viridiplantae; Streptophyta; Magnoliopsida; Solanales; Solanaceae
Exons: 5
Coding region: 255-2492 (745 amino acids)
Source: RefSeq, a predicted model, not a curated record